Messenger RNA from Gorilla gorilla gorilla (western lowland gorilla), 13475 nucleotides. RefSeq names its product glutamate ionotropic receptor NMDA type subunit 3A (gene GRIN3A). Gene Ontology annotation, molecular function: signaling receptor activity; ligand-gated monoatomic ion channel activity. The transcript is spliced from 9 exons. Gene Ontology annotation, cellular component: membrane. The coding region runs from base 697 to 4044 and encodes 1115 amino acids. Gene Ontology annotation, biological process: monoatomic ion transport. The record is from RefSeq and is a predicted model, not a curated record. NCBI's taxonomy places the organism in Eukaryota, Metazoa, Chordata, Mammalia, Primates, Hominidae.
UCGGAGCAAAGCCACCCUUUGCUGGCCAGUCGCGUUGCUCCUCCGAGGAAGCAAGCGGCGUUGGCGACUCGGUGGAAAAAAUAACGAAAGAAAGGCAGAGAGGAAGUAGCGAGAGAAGAGAGAAAAUGAAGUCAGCGCUGGGGGAGCCUGCAGGAGGGUGGCCAACAGUGGAGCAAGGAGGAUUUGGCUUCUUUUCCGCACCCCGGGCGUGAACGCCCUCUCCAACGCGACCCCAGGAAAUAAGUGGGUCUCGCCUAGGCAGAAAAGGAAAAGAAUCCAAGCGAGAGCGCGUCGCUCCUCUGUCACUGCUGCCCCCGAGGAACUCCGGCGGCUUCUCAUCCCGGCCGCCUCGCGGGGCCGGACGCAGUGCCCGAGGCGCCCUGCAGAUGGGGCGGGCAGGGAACGGGCGCUCCAGCUGCGGGUGACAGGCGCCGGCCCGCCCGCCUGCCUGCUCAGCGCAGUGACCGGGCGGGCAGAGGAUGCCAGGCGGAGGGACCUGGGAGCGGGAUCUGAGACUGCCGGGGGCGCGCUAGGCUCCAACUUGCAUGGCCUAGAGACCGCUCCAGCUCCUGGGACCGCUUCACCGAGUGGAGUGAAGCUGCGCGCGGGACCUCGAGGCGGAGACCUCAGGCAGCGGCUGCAGAGGGGCGAGCCGGGCGCAGGAGGGGGCGCGCUUUCUCCCUGCGGGUCUCAGUAAUGAGGAGACUGAGUUUGUGGUGGCUGCUGAGCAGGGUCUGUCUGCUGUUGCCGCCGCCCUGCGCACUGGUGCUGGCUGGGGUGCCCGGCUCCUCGUCGCACCCGCAGCCCUGCCAGAUCCUCAAGCGCAUCGGGCACGCGGUGAGGGUGGGCGCGGUGCACUUGCAGCCCUGGACCACCGCCCCACGCGCGGCCAGCCGCGCUCCGGACGGCAGCCGAGCAGGAGCCCAGAGGGAUGAGCCGGAGCCAGGGACUAGGCGGUCCCCGGCGCCCUCGCCGGGCGCACGCUGGUUGGGGAGCACCCUGCAUGGCCGGGGGCCGCCGGGCUCCCGUAAGCCCGGGGAGGGCGCCAGGGCGGAGACCCUGUGGCCACGGGACGCCCUCCUAUUUGCCGUGGACAACCUGAACCGCGUGGAAGGGCUGCUACCCUACAACCUGUCUUUGGAAGUAGUGAUGGCCAUCGAGGCAGGCCUGGGCGAUCUGCCGCUUUUGCCCUUCUCCUCCCCUAGCUCGCCAUGGAGCAGUGACCCUUUCUCCUUCCUGCAAAGUGUGUGCCAUACCGUGGUGGUGCAAGGGGUGUCGGCGCUGCUCGCCUUCCCCCAGAACCAGGGCGAAAUGAUGGAGCUCGACUUGGUGAGCUUAGUCCUGCACAUUCCAGUGAUCAGCAUCGUGCGCCACGAGUUUCCGCGGGAGAGUCAGAAUCCCCUUCACCUACAACUGAGUUUAGAAAAUUCAUUAAGUUCUGAUGCUGAUGUCACUGUCUCAAUCCUGACCAUGAACAACUGGUACAAUUUUAGCUUGUUGCUGUGCCAGGAAGACUGGAACAUCACCGACUUCCUUCUCCUUACCCAGAAUAAUUCCAAGUUCCACCUUGGUUCUAUCAUCAACAUCACCGCUAACCUCCCCUCCACCCAAGACCUCUUGAGCUUCCUACAGAUCCAGCUUGAGAGUAUUAAGAACAGCACACCCACAGUGGUGAUGUUUGGCUGCGACAUGGAAAGUAUCCGGCGGAUUUUCGAAAUUACAACCCAGUUUGGGGUCAUGCCCCCUGAACUUCGUUGGGUGCUGGGAGAUUCCCAGAAUGUGGAGGAGCUGAGGACAGAGGGUCUGCCCUUAGGGCUCAUUGCUCAUGGAAAAACAACACAGUCUGUCUUUGAGCACUACGUACAAGAUGCUAUGGAGCUGGUCGCAAGAGCUGUAGCCACAGCCACCAUGAUCCAACCAGAACUUGCUCUCAUUCCCAGCACGAUGAACUGCAUGGAGGUGGAAACUACAAAUCUCACUUCAGGACAAUAUUUAUCAAGGUUUCUAGCCAAUACCACUUUCAGAGGCCUCAGUGGUUCCAUCAGAGUAAAAGGUUCCACCAUCGUCAGCUCAGAAAACAACUUUUUCAUCUGGAAUCUUCAACAUGACCCCAUGGGAAAGCCAAUGUGGACCCGCUUGGGCAGCUGGCAGGGGGGAAAGAUUGUCAUGGACUAUGGAAUAUGGCCAGAGCAGGCCCAGAGACACAAAACCCACUUCCAACAUCCAAGUAAGCUACACUUGAGAGUGGUUACCCUGAUUGAGCAUCCUUUUGUCUUCACAAGGGAGGUAGAUGAUGAAGGCUUGUGCCCUGCUGGCCAACUCUGUCUAGACCCCAUGACUAAUGACUCUUCCACAUUGGACAGCCUUUUUAGCAGCCUCCAUAGCAGUAAUGAUACAGUGCCCAUUAAAUUCAAGAAGUGCUGCUAUGGAUAUUGCAUUGAUCUGCUGGAAAAGAUAGCAGAAGACAUGAACUUUGACUUCGACCUCUAUAUUAUAGGGGAUGGAAAGUAUGGAGCCUGGAAAAAUGGGCACUGGACUGGGCUAGUGGGUGAUCUCCUGAGUGGGACUGCCCACAUGGCAGUCACUUCCUUUAGCAUCAAUACUGCACGGAGCCAGGUGAUAGAUUUCACCAGCCCUUUCUUCUCCACCAGCUUGGGCAUCUUAGUGAGGACCCAAGAUACAGCAGCUCCCAUUGGAGCCUUCAUGUGGCCACUCCACUGGACAAUGUGGCUGGGGAUUUUUGUGGCUCUGCACAUCACUGCUGUCUUCCUCACUCUAUAUGAAUGGAAGAGUCCAUUUGGUUUGACUCCCAAGGGGCGAAAUAGAAGUAAAGUCUUCUCCUUUUCUUCAGCCUUGAACGUCUGUUAUGCCCUCUUGUUUGGCAGAACAGUGGCCAUCAAACCUCCAAAAUGUUGGACUGGAAGGUUUCUAAUGAAUCUUUGGGCCAUUUUCUGUAUGUUUUGCCUUUCCACAUACACGGCAAACUUGGCUGCUGUCAUGGUAGGUGAGAAGAUCUAUGAAGAGCUUUCUGGAAUACAUGACCCCAAGUUACAUCAUCCUUCCCAAGGAUUCCGCUUUGGAACUGUCCGAGAAAGCAGUGCUGAAGAUUAUGUGAAACAAAGUUUCCCAGAGAUGCAUGAAUAUAUGAGAAGGUACAAUGUUCCAGCCACCCCUGAUGGAGUGGAGUAUCUGAAGAAUGAUCCAGAGAAACUAGACGCCUUCAUCAUGGACAAAGCCCUUCUGGAUUAUGAAGUGUCAAUAGAUGCUGACUGCAAACUUCUCACUGUGGGGAAGCCAUUUGCCAUAGAAGGAUACGGCAUUGGCCUCCCACCCAACUCUCCAUUGACCUCCAACAUAUCCGAGCUAAUCAGUCAAUACAAGUCACAUGGGUUUAUGGAUAUGCUCCAUGACAAGUGGUACAGGGUGGUUCCCUGUGGCAAGAGAAGUUUUGCUGUCACGGAGACUUUGCAAAUGGGCAUCAAACACUUCUCUGGACUCUUUGUGCUGCUGUGCAUUGGAUUUGGUCUGUCCAUUUUGACCACCAUUGGUGAGCACAUAGUAUACAGGCUGCUGCUACCACGAAUCAAAAACAAAUCCAAGCUGCAAUACUGGCUCCACACCAGCCAGAGAUUACACAGAGCAAUAAAUACAUCAUUUGUAGAGGAAAAGCAGCAGCAUUUCAAGACCAAACGUGUGGAAAAGAGGUCUAAUGUGGGACCCCGUCAGCUCACCAUAUGGAAUACUUCCAAUCUGUGUCAUGACAACCGACGAAAAUACAACUUUAGUGAUGAGGAAGGACAAAACCAGCUGGGCAUCCGGAUCCACCAGGACAUCCCCCUCCCUCCAAGGAGAAGAGAGCUCCCUGCCUCGCUGACCACCAAUGGGAAAGCAGACUCCCUAAAUGUAUCUCGGAACUCAGUGAUGCAGGAACUCUCAGAGCUCGAGAAACAGAUUCAGGUGAUCCGUCAGGAGCUGCAGUUGGCUGUGAGCAGGAAAACGGAGCUGGAGGAGUAUCAAAAGACAAGUCGGACUUGUGAGUCCUAGGUGACCACACUGCUUCCCUUUCUCAGUUCCUGACCUUCCUCUGAGCCCUUGAGACACUUUGUAAUGCUCUUUUGUAACUAUCGACAAAGGUGUGGGGAAGCUGAGGUCUAGGUCUUCUUAGAGGUCAAGUCUGCUCUCCCUCGCCUAAAGUGCAGCAGCAGCUCCUCUCAAGUUCACUCCCUAGGUCUCCAGGGUAGGAGUGUUUUUCUAGCAAGAAUCUUAGUCAGGAGUAAGCUCUGUGUGAGAGAUCUGUCAAUAACCAGAUAACCCCAGCUCCCGUUAACCUUUUCACCAGGUGCCACAGUAAUAUUUCUGGUUUUUAGCCCUUUCUCUGCACUACCAACAAGAGAUAAAAUUGUUACUCAUACUUAUGUCUUACUGGGUUGUUGGUUUUCAUCAUAACACAGAACGAGGUUAUCUAGGGUUGUAGCUUUUGAUACAACUCCCUGAUCUAGAUUCCUACAUUCUGAAUGGGGAGCAGGUAAGAGCAGAGCACCUCCCACUGGGGCUGGGGUAUUUAAAAAUAAACUCAUUAGUAUCAUAAAGGUCAAGGAUUGAUUGGACCAGGCAAGAGCCAUGUUUUUGAGAAGGUUCUGGAUCUCUGACUCCAUCCUGACUGUUUAGUAAGAGCAUGCUUACACCCUACUGUGAAAGGGGGAGAGGAUGUGGUAAGCAGGAACAGAAGACAGGCAGCAGAGGCAUUAAAAAUGCAUAUGCUUUCAGAACAAAAGCUCUGGGCCAGAAAGGCAAUUUGGCUAAAAAAUGAAUAAGACUACUUCUAAUGUAACUAAGCAUCUCCACUAUGGUGUGUGCCUUUUAUAAAGGAAAAGAGAGAAAAAGGCAAAGCAAGGUUGUGGCCUUAGGUUGGACCUGGAAUAUCCCUUAUUGCCUAUAAUGGAAUAUGUGACACUGUGGGUGAAAUGUUCUACACACCACACACUAGGCCAUUUUCAGAUCAGCAGUCACCCAUCGCUUAGCAUAGAAAUCCCAAAACCUCCAGCCUGGGAACACUACAAGCUUCGACCAUUCAGGAAUCUGCCCUGCACUUUGCAUAUAUGUAUAGAAAAUCAAGUCAAUCCCCCAUCCUCACACCCACUCAUCUCUGAGGAGCUAUGAACUGGUUUUGGUCCCUCUAAUGAUCCUCCAGCCUCAUCUAAUGCCCCCCAAAGACUGAUACAAGUAACCUCCCCUCUGCUUAGGUGCCACUUUCUCAGCAUAUCAAGUUUAGGCAGCAAGGGAAAGGAAUACGGGUCAGUUCUCAAAUGUCAAUGUAGAUAAGAGUCAUCUAGUAGAGAACUCAUCAGAGUGCGGAUUGCGAAGACCCUUCUCCUGAGAUUAUGGGGUUGGGGGUGGAGGUCUGGAGGUGAGCUCAGAAACCUACUGUUAACCAACACCCCCAAGUGACUGACACAGGUGGUCUAAAAAUUACUUUUCUAGAAACACCAUUCUGGAAGUUUGGCUGCCCACAGGCAGGAGGAGAAGCAUGAAGAGAAAACCUGUUUGAGAAGUUUUGUUUUGUUUUGUUUUUUAAUAAUUUUAGCACACAUCUGCUGACUCUCCUUCAACAUCCUCACCCCCACCCCUGGGCACCAUUUAGGACAAGACUUCCUUAUUUAUCAAUUACUUGAUUUAUCUUCUCAGGACUCAUUGUUCCACCCCCAACCAAUUUGAAUGCCUAUAAUAAGUUCAGGAGCUGUGCCAAGCACUUUCCUCUUUUACAGCUGGAGAUCACUGGAAAGGUGUCUCAGUCACAAAACUUCUCCCUCUACUACUGGAUGAAAUGUCUGCAUUUCCACCAAAAUCUACCCAGUCACCCAGGGAAUAACAACUUAAGCUGUAGUUAGAUAACACCUAGUGAUUAAUUGGCUGAGAAAACCCUGGAGUGGAGGGAGGCUCAGAGAUACUGAUACGGAUGUGGGAGGGCUCUAAAGUUAGAGGUCACCAAAUCCACAGAUGAAACAGUUCAAUAAUGAGGAAACAGGUGAGCCCUGAAAACACAAAAGGACAAUUCUGUGUUGAAACACCCCAUCCCCUCACGUUCUCACCCCAGGCCCAGAAGUACGUUGCAACUGCCUUUGGAAGAUUUUGCCCCUUAGCCAUCCCACCCACUUGUACCAGCUAAGAAUGCUGGAGACUCUGCCACCAUGCUCUGCGUGCCCCUGAACAUCUGUGCAGCCCGGAAGGCUGACGUACAGGUGUACCUCAAUCCACAUUACAGCCAUGCUCCUAAUGUACAUGGACAUUUUUGUAACUCAGCUCAUAUUCUGACUGUAUUUGAGAAGCUGGCUGUUUAAGGGAACCCAGAAGUGAAUUCUUUUGUAAAGUAAAGCACCCUUUUGUAAUGCAAUUAAUUAUCCCUUAAUGUAUCUGUUUUGUAAGUCUGAAUUUUUGUAUAUCGGGUUUACCUUAAGCUUCUCCAGUGAGGCAUUCUGAGCAGUGGUGAUCACAUGCCAGAUCGCCCUGCCUAUCCACAAAGUAGAUGACCAAUGCACGCUCCUCAAACAUCUUUGGAGGAACUACCUGGCCAAAACACUGGCCAGGAUGCAGCAAGCAGCAGCAGGGGCUGACAGCAGGCUUACUGCCAUCAACAUUGCUUGAAAUGCCUCUAUGUUCUGAAUAAAGAAAAACCAUAAUUGCUUGUGGUGAAAUGAAGCAGUCUUCAUGUUAAGUAGCAAUGGUUAUUUUUAUUGGUAGUAACUGAACAGUGUUUUGCAAUUUGUGAAACAGUAUAUUGUGUUUUGUAAAAUGAUGUCAUGAAAUGGUGGGUCCUUGGAAACCUCCUUUCCGUUCAGCUCUGCCUCUGUUCUUUCAACUCCUUUGAGGCUCAAAAAAAUCACAAAGAUCAGAAGCCUUCAGAUAGAGGGUGGUAUUCUGGUAAAGAAGAAAGAGAUAAGGGAUGCUACCUUGCUUUUCUGGCACAGGAAGCACAUGAUAAAACAUGCUCAGAUGAGCUGGAACAGAUAUAGCUACCUGGUUCGUGUAAAUAAGAAUAAUAAAGGCCCCAGAGUGUGUAUGCUUCCAGGUGGAGGAGAAAGGGGAAUCUCCCAAAAUUUAAAAACAAAUUGGAAGAAUAACCAGGACAGCCAAGUGAGGCAGCCACAGGGACCCAAGCAGUCGAGGUCUUUAAUGUGCCUGGAGAUGACUCUCUGCUAUUCAUGAAUCUUGCUAUUGCACAAACCCUAUCAAGAGCUGCUGCUUCCCUUCCAGCCAGAAAAGUGGUAAGCAGAGCAAGUGCCAAGUAGAACAGACCUUAUCAUCUGGGUAACAGACUUCUCAGUGUUGGUGCUGUGUCUGUUAGAGCCUUAGAGCAAGUUAAGCACUUCCUUGGUGUGGGUAAAGAAUAAAGGGGAAAGAAACUACUUUAGAGCCUCUUUUUCUCCCAGCUCAUAUUUUUGAUAGGAAAAACAGAAAACCCAUCCAGUUCUUCAGAAAUUGCUUUCUAGGCAUUAAUACUACUUUACUAUCUAUACUGUUUAGUUAUUCCUUUCUUUACCCACCUAAACUAUCCAUCUAAUCCAGGAUUCCCUCACUUUUUUUUAGUUACUAAUCAUUUUAUGAAAAUAAUGUAUUUAUAAGUAUUUUCUUAAGGUUUGUGAAGAGUAUUUGCAUUGUGUCUUCAUUUUAAUGUGUUUGCAAUCGCUCCGCUCCAGGAAGAACGGAAAUGCUGUCUUGUGAGCAUGAAGUGAACGGGCUGUUUUGCUCCAGCCACUUUUCUUGUACAACCACAUGGAUGGAUUAGAUGUCCUCAGGUCUUUUCCAUCUUCAGUUUCUAUGACUGUGGAAUAAAUGUUCAGAUAGAAACUUCACUUUUGGAUGUACUGCUGGCUUUGUCUUUGGGGAUUCAAAUGUUGACAUGAUACCAGUUCCUUCUUAACAGGAGACCCAUUAAUGCUAUGAUUUAUGCUUAUUUCCUUGCUAUAGUCCAAAGAAGAAACACAAGAUAUGCUGAGAAAUCUCAGAGCUCAGGCAUCAUGAAGUAGAACUGAAAUGGCUUCAUCUGAGAUAGACAUUCUAGGAAAAAGCACAAGUUCAGAGGUCUCUAAAAUCCUGUACUGAUCACCCUUAUUAGUAAUUCGACAAACAUUUGCUAAACAGCUUCCAUGUACGUGCCAAGUGCUGGAGACACAAUAGUGAAGAAGAUAGGUAUGGUCCCUAACUUAUGACCUUUUUUUUUUUUUUUUUUUGAGACGGAGUCUUGCUCUGUCACCAGGCUGGAGUGCAGUGGCAUGAUCUUGGCUCACUGCAACCUCUGCCUCCCAGGUUCAAGUGAUUCUCCUGCCUCAGCCUCCCAUCCGAGUAACUGGGACUACAGGCGCCCGCCACCAUGUCCGGCUAAUUUUUUGUAUUUUAGUAGAGACGGAGUUUCACCAUGUUGGCCAGGAUGGUAUCGAUCUCCUUACCUCGUGAUCCACCCACCUCAGCCUCCCAAAGUGUGGGGAUUACAGGCAUGAGCCACCACACCCACCCUCAAUCUGACGUUUUUACAACCUAUAAACAGGUAAUACUGUAACAACUAACAUAUAUUGGGUACUUAUUAUAAACCAUGAUCUCAUUUAAUCUUAACAACCCCACAAGAUAGGCACUAUAGAUGUAGUCUUAAGUAGGUAAAUGAGACCUCCAGUUUACAGAUAAAAAAACAAGAGUCAGAGAAACUAUGUAACUUGCCCAAGGUUGCAGAACUAGUAAUAGUAACAGAGAUUAGUACAACCAUACAGGAUUCCGGUCACUGCCUCACAAUUUUCUAUUCUUCCUUGAAUCCCCUUUUAGUCUUUCUGCCUUAUUGCUUCUUUCCCAUGCCUCGGCCUGGCCCCUAGCUCCACAGAACAGAGAGGGAAGCGGAUAUUGUAACUGCACCUUCAUGGUCCAUUUAACUCAACACUGUAAUACCUAUGUCUCAUAAAAAUAGCAUUUCAGCAUCUUUUCUUUCUGCUUUCUAGCCCAACCAAGAAUUGAUGCAAACACAGUUACAAAUCAGCAGCAGCCCUGCGGUCCCAGACAUACUGGCAGUUUCUGAUAACCCAAGCAGUUUUAGCUGCAGGCAAAUUUGCCUUCAUGAAUCUGCUAGCCUGCUGCCUUCUUCACACACAUUCUUUCCGAAGAGAAACAAUCAAAUCUCAUGAAAAUGUAAAUCCACUAUAACUUAAUUCAACUACCUACUUACCUAAGGAUGCUUUUGCAUUACUCAAUCAUUCAUAUUUUGGAUGCCUAUUUGUACCCAGGCAUUGGGGCUAGUUGCUGGAAAACAGACAGAUAAAAACAGCAGAUUCUGAUCCCAUAGAGCUCAGUGUAAUGAAAGGACACAAACUGACAUUUUAUGGUGUGUACUCUAAUAAGGAAAUGCACAUCGGGUACUAUUGGAGCAAAGAAAACACUGUGUGUAUGUGUGCAUGUGGGUGCAGGUGUGUGAGGUGAAGAGACUCGGUGGAGGGUAACAGGCAACUAAAGUAAAAGAAAGCAUGUACGAAAUUCCAGAUUAGGGAAACCAUGGCAAUCAAGAAACUGGGACCUUCAAAUCAUUUAAUAUAACAGAAACACACAGCUUAAGGUGGAUGACAAACUAUAUGAACUGGAAAGAGAAAAGCAGAGGCAAGAUCACUUGUGCUAAAUUGGAUUUGUGUCCUGAAGACUACAGGAACCACUAAAGGAUUUUAAGCUGAAGAGACAACUAGUAAAAGAACAGGAUCCUCACCACCAGGUGGAGCUGGAUGUCACUCACAUGCAUUUUAGUUGUAGGACAGUGAGCAGAUAAAGUUAACUUUUUGAAGUUUUGGAAUGAGUUGGCCAUGACAUCAUUUACCAGGACAGGCAGACUAGAGACAGACAGACAUCUAUAAACAUGUGUCUUAGAUUUCAGGGAGGAUGUCAGUGUUUUGUUUUGCUUUGUUUUUUUCCCUAGAAAUAAGAAAAUGUAGGUGGAAACGAAAGUUGAUCUAUCAAUUUAUUUGCUCAACAAUUAUAGAAGUUAGCAUUUGCUGAGCAUUUACUAGAUGCCAGGCGCUGUGCUGAAUGUCUCCUGUACGAUGAUUCAUUUCAUCCUCCAUACAACCCUAUGAUGUAGUUAUUAUUUUAUAGAUGAAGAAACUGAAGCAUAGAGACAUGAAGUAACUUGCUAAUAAGUAGCAGCGCCAUAUGCAGGCAAGUCGGACUUCAUGAGAAAUAUAUUUAACACAAUGCCUGGAAUCACAAUAAGCACUCAGCAAAUGCAUAUGAUUGGGAGAGCAGGAAGAAAUCUAAGAUCCCUUGAUUCAAUUCUACUCUACGACAAGGUGCUAAAGGAACUCAGUGAAUUCAGAAACAAAAUGUAGUUCUAAUCCAGGGCCUGGCAAAGAGUCUAGUUAGAUUAGAAUGAUCAAGGAUAAGUAUAGUAGGUAUAUGUAAGUCUUUAGAAGACUUCAAAAUGACUCAGAAAGUAUUUUCACUUAUUAUCUACCUGAUGACAUGUACUCUAUUAGUACAGGUCUCCGAUUGGGAUAAAAGAACAAUGGAGUUCUCAUAGUAGCAUUUCAAUCCUGUGGCUAACCUGAGUGGCCCUGGAACCUAUUUCCUCACUUCUAAAAUAAGGACAUGGUCUGAGUUCCCUUUCAGCUCUAAUAUCCUCAGAGCAUAUUAUUAUUAUAUUAAUGUGAACAUAGCUUCCCUCAAAAAAAAAAAAAAGGUUAACUUACAAUAAAUGAAGCUUUUAUGCAGGUUUCCGUAGCGUAGUGGUCAUCACGUGUGCCUUGCAGUAAGUGAAGUCUCAGCUACAUGAGACUCAGCAGUCUCAUGGGCUGCCACUACAGAAGUGUUAGUUUUAGAAUUCAUAAUAAUUCCUUUUAUUGCCACAAAAUAAAUUAAAACUGUAGUCAUAUAUUUUUGGAUAAUACAAAUUUGAAGGGUUACUUCGAUAUAUGGGAAAAGAUUGUUUCUACUUAGGGGGUGAAAAAAAGAAAGAGUAAUAAGGUUUGAAUCACACAUUGGCCCAGUAAAGCAGACUUCUGAAGAUCUGGCAGCAGAACCAUGAAGCAGAAUUAAUUUAAUCAUGAAAAACUUUACUGACUACUAUGUGCCUCUGCUAGAUAUUAGGGAUUAGACUGUUAAGACAUUGUCCUUUUCAUGUCCUUUAGUAAUUGUGAAGUAGGCUAUAAGUAAGACCUUAAUAGCUAACAUUUGGAACAGACCAAACAUGGGCAGGAAUCCCAGAAGGUAAAGCUCAUUCUUUCUGAUAGGACAACUUUUAAGUAUUUCCAAACUUUAAGAUCUAGAAAAUUUGUAAGUAUUUCUAUGCCAUGGGUUUCCUAUUGUGCAAACCCAAUCCAACCUACACAUAAUCCACCAUUUUUCUACUAAUCUCAGUGUAUCUGUCUUAUCAUCAGAAAAGCAGACUUCUGCAAUAAUGACUAAUCAAAACUUUUCUGCAGAUCCACUGGGACAUGGGUUUAUCUGGCAGUCCUCAGAUAAAUCUUCAAAGAACAAUAUGUAAAGGCAUUCCACAUCCUAGCAAAUGACAAUGGGAAUAAAGAUGAGAGCAGCAUAUGCUUCCGGCAAGUGUAAGCAUCACCAUCCUAGUAGGUUUAGAAGACUGAUGAUUAUUUAUUGUCUAGAAUCUUCACAAAAUCAAAUCACAGUCAUCACUCUAGUGGCAUGUACAUUAAACUAUGUGCAUCAAAUUCCGGCCCUUGAAGAACAAGGAAGCCUACGGAUCUGGACAGAGAAAAAGGAAAAGGAAUUGCAAUGGAACUUCAUGUAAGAAAACAAUUGCAGAAACAGCUCAAUACCUUUGAAAAAGAUCCCUAUAGUAAGUAAGAAGGUAAGAUCCAAGCCAUGUAGUUAUGCAUGCCUCAGAGCACACCUGACUUUGGUCAAAGUCACUAAGAAAUUUCCAAGGUAACAAUGAAAGAAAGAAAAAAGAGAGAGAGAGACCAUCCCUACAAAAUCUGAAAUGGUUUUUGUUUGUUUUUGAGACAGGGUCUCACUGUGUCACCCAGGCUGGAGUGCAUGGCAUAAUCACAGCUCACAGCAGCCUUAACCUCCGGUGCUCAAGCUAUCCUCCCGCUGCAGUCUCCCAAGUAGCUGGGACUACAGGUGUGCACCACCACAGCCAGCUAAUUUUUGAAAUUUUUUGUAGAGACGGGGUCUCCCUAUGUUGCCUGGGCUGGUCUCAAACUCCUGGGCUCAAGCAAUCCUCCUGUCUCAGCCUCCCAAACUGCUGGGAUUAUAGGCAUGAGCCACUGCACCCAGCCUGAAGUGUUUUUAAGAAAUGAGAAGCCUCUAGGACUUCUAUAAUAAUCUUUGAAAUUGGCAUUUAUAAGCAUUACCUUAAAGAAACUACCCUUUAAAGUUCAUAUGGAUCAAGGGCUGUGAUUGCUAACUAGGAUCCAAAAAAGCUAUGAAUAAUGUACAUACAAUACAAAUAAAAUUUGGUAUGCAGUUUGGGAGUAUUCCUAAAGCGCAUUCAUUGACCUCUUCUGUAGUGAGAGAAGCCAACUGCCAAAAAAUCACCAUCAUUUUUGGUUGUUAUCUGAAAAUGACUGUGAGAGCUCAACUUGUGUUGCCAGGACCUCAAGCCGGUUGGGAUCAGGGGCUCCCUGCUCAUCUCAACUAGAGGAACUUCCUCUAAAUCCAACUUCCCAUGAGGCUAGUGGUUUCCUCCACAACAUUCCACAGGCCCUAUGGUCCCCUGGUGCUGGGCAGCUGGCUUUCUCAGCCAAUUGUCACAAACAGCCAACAGCCAAGCCCAAACCACCUGUUGACCAAGCAGUAUAUCUGCACCCAACCAACAAAGUUAUGCUCAAGCUUACCCUAUAAGAAGAGCAAGAAGCAAGGGGAAAGUGUCCUAUUACUAAAUGAAAACUCACUGUGUCCAGAAGCAGGAGCUAAUCCUGUCAUGAUGGUUCUGUGGGGGUGGGGGUGUUUGCUGAGCAGGGGGAUCAAGGGACCCAUGACCUCUCUUGACGACCUAGUAAGAUUCUCCAAUUAGACUCAUUGCUUAAUUCAUACCACAUGACUUUGUGGAAUUCAGUGCAAAUCCUGCUGAUUAUAGCUAGUGACCACAAAAAGACACAGAAUUUGCUCUUACCUGUCUUCUAGGACAGGUGGUGAUCAAGAAGGAUCCAUUUUACACAACCCCUUGCCAGAGAUUUAUGAAACCUCUGGUUUGCUGGUUAUUAUAAAACAUAAUGCAGCUGGGCAUGGUGGCUCACAUCUGUAAUCAAAACACUUUGGGAGGCCAAGGAAGGUGGAUCACCUGAAGUCAGGAGUUUGAGACCAGCCUGGCCAACAUGGUAAAACCCCAUCUCUGCUAAAAAUGCAAAAAUUAGCUGGACAUGGUGGUGAGCACCUGUAAUCCCAGCUACUCGGGAGGCUGAGGCAGGAGAAUUGCUUGGACCCAGGAGGCGGAGGUGGCAGUAAGCCAAGAUUGUGCCACUGCACUCCAGCCUGGGUGACAAGAGCAA